Messenger RNA from Bolinopsis microptera, 1378 nucleotides. RefSeq names its product neuronal calcium sensor 1-like. Gene Ontology annotation, molecular function: calcium ion binding. Lineage: Eukaryota; Metazoa; Ctenophora; Tentaculata; Lobata; Bolinopsidae. The transcript is spliced from 3 exons. The coding region runs from base 8 to 601 and encodes 197 amino acids. The record is from RefSeq and is a predicted model, not a curated record.
UAGCAUCAUGGGAAAUGAACAAGCAAAGUUGUCGCCAGAAGAGCUCAGAGAGUUGGAAGACUCAACUUAUUUUGAUAAGAGGGAGCUUCAAAAAUGGUUCAGGGAGUUUAUGAAAGAUUGCCCUUCAGGAUCUCUCAGUAAAGAUGAUUUUAUAAGGAUAUAUCAACAAUUUUUCCCGCAAGGGAAUCCGUCCCAAUUUGCAACUCAUGUUUUCAAAGUGUUUGACUCUAACUCAGAUGGAUGCAUAUCCUUCAAGGAGUUUAUAGUUGCUCUCAGUGUAACCAGUAAAGGAUCCCUUGAUGAGAAACUUGACUGGGCUUUCUCACUUUAUGAUUUGGAUGGCGAUGGAUACAUCAGCAGUGCAGAGAUGUUGAGUAUUGUGACGAGUAUUUAUGAAAUGGUUGGUAAUAUGCUUAUUUUACCAAAGGAUGAAGAUACACCUCAAAAGAGAGUUCGAAAGAUAUUUAUGCAGAUGGAUCAGGAUAACGAUGGGAGAUUGACAAGACAGGAGUUCAAAGAUGGCAGCAAAAUGGAUCCCUUCAUUGUCCAAGCUCUAUCCAUAGACUAUGAUCAAAAUAAGAUUGAGCCCAAGAAAUCAUAGCCGAGUGAUGUUGUUACGCAAUUUUGUACAUAGAUUCAGAUUUGAUUUUUAUAAAAUUGUUAUAUCUACUUUUAUCGAGACAUGUUGUACUUGCUUUGGUUGCUGGAUCCUGCUAGUACAGCUGUAAAUACAUUGGCACUGUACCAAUUUGGCACAAUAUUUCUGAAAGAGUUCGUGCACAGAACUGUUCAACAAGGACAACUUCAGCCGCAAUUUAUUGAACAGGAUUAAGUUAUUGGUUCAAAGCCGGCCAAUUUGUGUGAAAUUUUAUAUUUUGCAGUAUAUGAUAAUCUAAUCAUCCGAUAUAAUAUCUAUAUAUAUAAUGAACACGGAAAUUUAUAUAAAAUCCGAAUUUUGAUCAUUAUUUUGGUCACAAUAUUUUAGUGCUUGGUUGAUUUGGUUGAUUUGAUGGCAAAAAUUUGAACAAUAUCAAUCUUUAGUCCAGAAAACUUAUCGUCAUAUUUAUCUAACUUGACAUAGCUUCUAUUAUAUAUUAUCUUGAACAAUCAGUUAGUAAUUUAUAAAUUUAGAGUUAAUCAUCUCUCACUUUUUAUUUUAAAAUCAAUAACAAUGAUUUAGAUCAGGUUUAAAAUCAUUUUUUAAUGUCUUCUCAAUAUCAUUAUCAUAUUGCAUGAAACUUUGUCACAAAGAUGGUAUUUGCAUUAAUAAAGUGAUUAUUUUCCUCGAUUCAAUGAUACUUAUUCAUAGCGGUCGUUCACAUAUUACGUAAUCAGCCGAGGGGGAGGGGAUUUCCAAAUAAUUACGCUAGUGUAAUUU